AUGAAGUACGUUUUGGUUUCUGGAGGUGUCAUCUCCGGUGUUGGGAAGGGCAUUAUUGCCAGCAGCUGCGGUUUGCUGCUGAAAACUGCAGGCCUGGCCGUCUCCAGCAUCAAAAUCGACCCGUAUCUUUCGGUUGACGCCGGUCUUAUGAACCCUCUUGAGCAUGGCGAAUGUUUCGUCUUAGAUGAUGGCGGUGAAGCCGACCUCGAUCUUGGAAACUACGAACGUUACCUCGGUGUCACACUCGGGAAAGAUAACAAUAUCACUACGGGCAAGAUCUAUCAGCAUGUUAUCAACAAGGAACGUCGCGGAGACUAUCUUGGAAAGACGGUCCAGAUUGUGCCACAUCUGACCAACGAAAUCCAAAGCUGGGUCGAGCGGGUUGCCAAGGUUCCUGUCGAUGAGUCUGGAAGACAGCCGGAUGUUUGUAUCAUUGAAGUGAGUCUUGGUGGAACAGUCGGAGAUAUUGAGAGCGCUCCUUUCAUUGAAGCCAUGAGCCAGCUUCAGAGGCGGGCGGGAAAGAACAACUUCCUGCAAAUUCAUGUCAGCUAUGUUCCGUUAAUCGGUUCUGAGCAAAAGACCAAACCCACCCAAAGAGCUAUCAGCGAUGUCCGCAGCGCCGGUUUGAGACCGGACCUGAUUGCGUGCCGCUGCGAGGCCCCUCUCGAAAUGGCCACCAUCCAGAAAAUCGCUCAUGCCUGCCAGGUGGAACAGGGACAGGUCGUGGGUGUUCACAACGUCCCAAGCACAUACCAGGUUCCUAUCCUUCUUGAAAGUCAGGGUUUCCUCAACACCGUGAAGGAACUGCUCCAGAUUGAUGCCCCGUCCAUGCAGAAAGAUCCCAAGCUUGUUGAGCAAGGCAAGACAAUCUGGCAGCAAUGGCAAGGUCUGGCUACCAGCCAAAAUCACAUUCUCGACACGGUUACGAUUGCCCUGGUCGGCAAGUACAUCAGUCUCCGCGAUUCGUAUAUGAGCGUGAACAAGGCUUUGGAACAUGCGGCAAUGCAUUGCCAAAAGAAGCUGAACCUGAUCUGGGUGGACUCAUCUCACCUGGAGGACGAACACAAGGAAGCGAACCCUGCUGAAUACUACAAGGCCUGGCACUCGGUCUCCACAGCGAACGGAAUUUUGGUCCCGGGUGGUUUCGGAGAGCGUGGUACGGAGGGUAUGAUCAAAGCGGCCCAGUGGGCUCGUGUCAACAACAUCCCUUACCUUGGUGUUUGCCUCGGCAUGCAAGUUUCCGUGAUUGAGUUUGCUCGGAACGUAUGCGGCAUGAGCAAGGCUGGCAGUGCCGAAUUCCACGAACAGUGCGAGCAGCCUGUGAUUGUCUACAUGCCUGAGAUCGACAAAACAAAGAUGGGCGGCACGAUGCGACUAGGAAAACGCGCCACCCAAUUCCAGCCCGGCACUGAAUGGUCUCGCCUGCGGAAGCUGUACGGCGACAAGCAGCAGAUCUGGGAAAGACACCGUCACCGCUACGAAGUCAACCCAGACCUGGUGGAGGACCUUGAAAAAGGUGGCCUGUCGUUCGUUGGCAAGGAUGAAACCGGCAAGCGAAUGGAGAUCGUCGAGCUCAAGGACCACAAGUGGUACGUCGGCGUACAGUUCCACCCGGAGUAUCUGAGCCGUGUCCUGGCGCCGAGCAAGACCUUCCUUGGUUUCUUUGCCGCUGCCGCAGACUGCCUUGAAGAGAUCACCGAGGUCUUCAAGGACCGUCACGAUCUCAGCCAUCGGGAGCUCAAUCUGGCCACCAACUCGGUCUAG
Molecule: messenger RNA, 1764 nt
Organism: Penicilliopsis zonata CBS 506.65
Lineage: Eukaryota; Fungi; Ascomycota; Eurotiomycetes; Eurotiales; Aspergillaceae
Exons: 9
Coding region: 1-1764 (587 amino acids)
Biological process (GO): CTP biosynthetic process; pyrimidine nucleobase biosynthetic process
Cellular component (GO): cytoplasm; cytoophidium
Molecular function (GO): identical protein binding; CTP synthase activity
Source: RefSeq, a predicted model, not a curated record